Messenger RNA from Anopheles funestus (African malaria mosquito), 4081 nucleotides. RefSeq names its product zinc finger protein 236-like. Lineage: Eukaryota; Metazoa; Arthropoda; Insecta; Diptera; Culicidae. The coding region runs from base 608 to 3487 and encodes 959 amino acids. The record is from RefSeq and is a predicted model, not a curated record. The transcript has 3 exons.
CCUUAAUCAUCGGUGAAGUUUUAACACGUCUGACAGCUUUGAUCGUUUUUAUCGUUUUCAUAGAAAAACAACACAGACGAAAAAAACAACAUAUUUAGUGGUCGUGACGAAGAAAAAACGUAUCGUAAGCAGCAAAUAGAUGUGUUUUUCUUUCCUACCACAAUUCCACAGGUAUGGUCUUAUCAAUGUGUAGUGGCAAACAGCAUUGUAGUCGGGCUAAAUAAGUUUGAGCAUAAUCCACAAACAACAACUUCCAUCCCAGUACGGUUAACUAAGUUCAGGUUACGUAUUUUGCGACGUGCAAAAAAAAACCACACACUGCUAUCAUCCGAUUACACCGACCGCAAGGACAACCCAUUAGUUGGUACGGUCGUUGUCAUCGUCGUCGUCAUAGCUGUUUGUGCAACGUCGUGUCGAUUGUGCGCGUUAAGGACAAAAUAGUACAUUUCCAAAAACACGUUUAAAGUGCGUAGGUUAGUUUAGUGUAAUUUCGGUAAAGACGACAAACUCUGUGCAACGGCAGCUUCCGAAGAGGUGCAAUUUUGUUCUAUAGUACGGAUUCCGAUAAUGGCAAUGCGUCAAAGGGCAGUCCGCUGUUGCUGUCGAAAUGCCUGUUGAUAGAGUGCCGGGAGCAAAGCGUCGGAUGAUGACACGGAUACGUAGGGAUACGCUUGGUUUAAAAAGAAACGCAAACCCCAAUUUGUACACCACCGCAACCACGGUACCAUCCGAAUCGACAGCGAUGGAAAGUUCCAUCAUGAGUACGGCCGAUGCACUUGCCACCGCAGGGGAGAUGGUGGUUGUGGAGGAUGUUUCGGCAUCGAUCGAACACCACCACCAUCAGUCGGUAUCGGCGGUUCCGCUGAUGAGCGGAAUCACCGUUACCCUGGCGAAUGGCACCGUCACCGUCGACGGUGAGGAUGGCGAUAAUAAUAAGUACGAUGUAGCUGAUAAGGAUGAAAACGAUUUGCCUGCUAUUGAUUUUGCCAGCGCAACGAACCACAACAAUAUGGAAACGCAGACGACGCCAUCGGUCGCCGUCGAUGAUAAGAUGCGGUGCUACGCGGCGAACCCGGACGAAGAUAACGAGACGGGCGCGAUGAUGAUUGUGGAUUCUGUGGGUGCUACCGAAACGGCCCAUUGCAGUAGUAGUAGUAGCAGCAGCAGCAGUAACAGCAAUAGCAGCACCAGCACGAGCAGCUCCAGCGGUAGCAGUACGACGGGAAGCAGCCUAUCCCACCCGGAAGCGGACGAGGUUGACGUCGCAGACGAAGACGAAGAGGUGGAGGAGGAUGAGGAGGAAGAGGAAGUGGAAGAGGAGGAGGAGGAUGAGGAUGAAACACAGCGGGAAGCGUUGCACGAGCCCGAGCAUGGUCCAACAUCCGUCGUGGAUGAGUCGACCAGCGUGGACAAGCUGCACAUGAUGCAGACGGACGAUGAUCCAUUGCUGCAGGAAACGAUCAACGCAAUCAUGAACGGUGCGGAAGGGAUCGAGGUGGUGAAUACGUCCGAGCACGACGAUCACGUCGAGUCCAACACCGUUCCAAAUGAUCCGAACAUAGCGAGCGUUAUGGCGGCCGAGCUGAACGCGCCCCGUUCGACGAACGACGAGGUCGAAACGGACCGCAACUAUGAAUGCACGUACUGUGGGAAACUGUUCACACGCUCCAACACACUGUCGUACCAUCUGAAGGUGCACACGGGCGAGCGGCCAUUUAAGUGCAAACAUUGCGCCAAAGCCUUCCGCGAGCAGUACCGGCUGAUGAAGCAUCUGAAGACGCACUCGAAAUAUCGCAACCGACGAUUGGAGCGGGGUUGCAUCGUCGACCAGCAACCAGGGGAUAGUAGGGGCCUGAUGAUGGCCCCGAGUGUACGCGUCCAUCUGCAUCGGGGAGCAUCAGCAGCGCUGCUAGCGGCCGGUACGAACGGGCUCGUUGCGACCGGCGAAGAGGAUUACACCACCGGGGACAGUGAGCGGUUUUUCAAGAGCUACGACCUGCCGGAUGGUUCCGUCGCGAUGAAGCUGGAACCGGACAUUUCGCUAACGGAGGACGCGGACGUGUCCGAGGUGGGACCGGACGCGAUGCUAACGACCGAGGAGGUCGAAACGGCGGCUGAAGAUCAUGAAACGAUCGCCGAAGAGCAGGAAGAUCCAACUGCUGUCCAGGACGGUACAGGCACGGCCGAUGGUAAUGAAAUACGGUACCAAAUCAUAGAGGAACGGAUUAAAUCGUUGCAGCGCGAGGUGCAUCUGGUCAAUCAGAACCUUAACCGGGUGGAAACGAAGGUGGACGGAUUGACAAGAAUCAUUUCGCUGUUUAUCGGCAAGUUUGAAGAUGAAGCGGAACUAGCUAAUCAGGCUGCUCAGCUACAGCAUCAACAGCAGCAGCAACAACAGCAACAGGUACUUACGACCAUGUCCACCGAGAACGAGACGGUUGUUCCGGUUGCUUCUCUAACCGUGGUAUCACAGCAGCACCCGCACCACGUUUCCACUGCUUCAACUUCGCCCUCCAUUCAACCGAAAACGAUCUUCCUCGCCUCGACGACUGCGCCGGCCCAAAAUCCAUCCGCUGCCCAGCAGGUACAGGUACAACCGGUUAGCGUGUUCCACACGUCUACGUCACCCAUCGCCCAUCAGCACCCAUCGCGGGUCGGCACACUCGCCAAAGAAGCGCGCAGCACCGCCAACACACAUUACUAUCAAUUCGCUGAACCGUCGACGGUGGCGCAUGUCAAGCCGGAAGCUUCACCACCACCAGCGGUAAAGGUGUCGUCACCGUCACCGACACCGCCAACACCACCAACACUACCGACCCAGGCACAGCAGCUAACGCUGGCGAGCAGUGCAAACGGUGGUAGCAAUCAGCUGCUCGAUACAUUCCCCGAAAUACCGGAACUACCGAUCAGAACCGUGAGCGAUUUUCUCGACCUGAACGAUCACUGUACCGAUAAUGAGCAGUUCCUGCUGCAGAUGAUGAUUCGAUUACACCAGGAAAUACACAACUCUCAACCAUUCCAGCGGAACAUUAAGCGUAUGAUGGAGGCGCUCGUCACCUACGAAGUUCUGUGCCAGUUCAGUUGGAGCGGUAAAUCGGCCAUUAAUGGACAGUAUACUAAGUACGUAUUCGGCAACAGUUUGGGUAUCAUCGAUUUGCUGACAAAAACACUGAACCUCGGCAAAAGUGCAGGGGAAGCGGAAGCGAAUCAAAAACCAAUCUUUGCCGCCAUUCAGAGCUUCAUCAAACAUUCGCGCCAAAACAUGAUACGCGACAGUCGGAAGCGUCGCGAUCCAUUGCGCGGCGGUGCAAUAGCGGUGGGCGGUGGUGGUGGUGGUGGUGAGGUAGUCGCCGGUAUGAUGCCCGAUACCACUACAACGACCACCAUCUCGUACCACGUGAACGGUGGAGAAAGGUUGCAGAUAAAGCAGCUUCGAUCGGAGCGCCAUCAUCACCAUCAGCAGACGGAGCUGGUUAAUCCGUUCUAAUGAUGCGGGAAUGCAGCUUCUCUCGUACUGGACGACGCUGGCAACUAAGCUCAGAAAAAGAAAACACUUUCGUGGUCCUGUAAAUAGAUGUCCUAGUUUCGUAGACAUGUGUAGGUGUAUUGAGAAAUAGAUACGUAGCGCGUGUACGCGCGUUGUUUAUUCAAGAAAAAAAAGAAUCCACUACGCGUAAAACACGUCUACAUCCAAAUGCGUAGCUCAUGUACUAACAUUCUAAUCCUAAACAAAUGCUGUUGCGCUCUUAUUUAAAUGGAAGGGAAAUAUUCAUAAUUAACAGGGAGUUUAUAAGGAGCAAUGUGCGAGAGAGAGAGAGAGAGAGAGAGAGAAAAAGAGGUGUACUAAAUAUUUUCGUUUUAACACAUUUAGCUAAGUUUGAUUUUAUUUUCUACAUUUUCGCUCCAUACACUCGCAUUUAAUUCACAACAUGAUCGUACUCCCCCCUCCUCUUACAAUUCCCCCCUCUCCAACCCUUUAAAGUCGAUUUAAUGUGGAGCAAUGCGUGCGUGUGUGAAUUCAUUUUUGUUCUAUUUCAUUUUCGUUUCCUUUUGCUUAUCUACCUUCUUUCCAUUCAAACUC